AUCAUCAUCAUCGUCGUUGGAAUCACAAAUCAUCAUGGAUUCAAAAUGUUUAUUAGCACAAAAUAAUCAAUCAACAACAAUAAACGUCGUCAAUAAUAAUGAUAACGAUUCAUCAAUGAUAAUGACUACGGCAACAACGAAUAAAUGUCCAACGCAAUUGAUAAAUGGUGGUCAUUCUACAACAUCAACAUUAAUGAAUACAACCGGUGGUCUUGUUGCAAAUGCAUCACGUAAACAUCAACGUCGUUUUAAUAUGCAAAGAAUAUUUGUUAAUCGUUCAAUGCAUUUAGAAAAGAUAAAAUUUUUUGGUUUCGAUAUGGAUUAUACAUUGGCUGUUUAUAAAACACCAGAUUUUGAAGCAUUAUCAUUUGAUCUAGUAAAAGAACGACUUAUUAAAAUGGGUUAUCCAGCUGAUAUUGAUGCAUUUAUAUUUGAUCCAACAUUUCCUGUACGUGGUCUUUGGUUUGAUACUGAAACUGGUAAUCUAUUAAAAGUUGAUCCAUAUGGUAAUAUUUUAGUUGCUGUAUUUGGUUUUCAAUUUCUUAAAACUUCAGAAAUAUAUGCCAUAUAUCCAAAUAAAUUUGUACAAUUAGAUGAAUCAAGAAUUUAUGUAUUGAAUACAUUAUUUGCACAACCAGAAACUUAUCUAUUAGCAUGUGUUAUUGAUUUUUUCUCCAAUUCACCCGAUUAUAUAAGAGUCAAAGAAAAUCAUCAUGGUGUUAAAGCUAAAGCUGGAAAUCUAUUCAUGUCAUAUAAAAGUAUUUUUCAAGAUGUACGAUCAGCAUUUGAUUGGGUUCAUGUAAAGGGUUCAUUGAAAGAAAAAACAGUGAAUAAUAUUGAACGAUAUAUACAUCAAGAUCAUCGUCUUCCAUUAUUAUUGGAUCGAAUGCAUGAAAAUGGAAAGAAAAUAUUUUUAUUAACAAAUUCUGGUUAUAAUUAUACGGAAAAAGUUAUGGAUUAUCUAUUUCAAGUACCAUCGGCAAAAAAUCGUCCAUGGAAAUCAUAUUUUGAUUUUAUUGUUGUUGAUGCACGUAAACCAUUAUUUUUUGAUGAAGGUACUAUUCUACGGCAGAUUGAUGUAAAUACUGGUGCAUUACAAAUUGGUACACCAACUGGUCCAUUCGAACCAGGACAAGUAUAUUCAGGUGGAUGUUGUGAUGUAUUUACCGAAUUGAUUGGUGCCAAAGGUAAAGAUGUACUUUAUAUUGGCGAUCAUAUAUAUGGUGAUAUUCUUAAAUCGAAAAAACGACGUGGUUGGCGUACAUUUUUGGUCGUACCAGAAUUACAAAAAGAAUUAGAUAUAUGGAUGAACAAGCGUUUACUGUUUGAACGUUUAAAUGAAUUGGAUGUAAAAUUGGGCGAUAUGUAUGUAAAUAUGGAUUCAAGUUCACGUGAUAAACCGGAUAUAAAAGAAGUACGAAAUCAAAUUCGUGAAACAAUUCAUGAAUUGGAUAUGAGUUAUGGUAUAUUGGGUAGUAUAUUUCGUUGUGGUUCAAGACAAACACAUUUUGCUAAUCAACUUUGUCGUUUUGCUGAUCUUUAUUCAAGUACAUUUUUGAAUCUAAUGUAUUAUCCGUUUAGCUAUAUGUUUCGUGCACCACCAAUGUUGAUGGCACAUGAAUCAACUGUUGAACAUGAAAAUGAUGAUAGCCUUAAUCUAUGGGAUAGUCAAUCAAUGGAAGCCAGUUUUGAUGGAACAACAACAACAACAAUCAACAAUAAUAAUAAUGAAUUAUUCAACGUAACCAAUUUAACAAUGAAUAAUAAUAUUAUCGAUCGUAAUAAACAAUUAAUCGAACAGAAAUUAGAGGUUAAUGAAUCUUCUGGUGAAUUAAUUAACAAUAACAACAACAAUAAUAAUACUGCUAAUAAUAAUAAUAAUGAACGUUCAGGUUCACCAUCAAUGAUCGAUCGUUUUGAUCGACAACGAUCAAUUGGACAAAUAGUUGAAAAAGUACAAUCACAAAAAAUAUCACAUCAAAAUUCAGUACCACAUUUAUUUGCUGAAACACCAAAAGCAAUUACACAUCAUCAUGAUACUGAUGAUGAAGAUACUGAUCAUUCAUCAAAUUCUGAUCAAAAUGAUGAAUAUAAAGAUAAAUCUUUAUAAAAAAAUCAUUGGAAGAAACGAAAAAAAAUGACUGAAACUAAAAAAACGAAAACUUCAUCAGAAUUUUAUAUAAUUUGCUCAUUUCCCUGUGUUAUCAUCAUUAUCAUUGCUGAUUUAUUCACUCAAUUCUUCUUCUUAUUUCUGUUGUUUUUUGUUGUUGCGAUUGUUCAUCCAUAAUUC
Messenger RNA from Dermatophagoides pteronyssinus (European house dust mite), 2290 nucleotides. Its product is annotated as cytosolic purine 5'-nucleotidase-like. Gene Ontology annotation, molecular function: 5'-nucleotidase activity. The record is from RefSeq and is a predicted model, not a curated record. Lineage: Eukaryota; Metazoa; Arthropoda; Arachnida; Sarcoptiformes; Pyroglyphidae.